CGUCGAGCGGACCGCUCCCCCACGGAAAUGGCUGUUCAAGGGAAGAUUCAACAAUUUUUUCCAACGAAUAACAAGGAGAACAUCCCGUAUGGUUGGCGCAGAUCGCCGAAGGCUAGGAUCCGGAGGCCGGGAAGGAGUCUACUCCCAGAUUGGUACCCGCGGACACCACUUCGGGACAUCACAUCAAUAGUGAAGGCUUAUGAGAAGAAGCGCUUGCGCAUCCAAACAUCUCAGGCAUCUGCAACCUCUUCCUCAUCCGCGCCUGACCUUCAAAUCAGCAACCCACAGCCACAGGAAUCAUCAGCACCAACUGCUUCUCGCCCCUCCAUCACUCUGCCACUAGAAGCUUGCCCUACCAUCACCACCAUGGAGACGCCUCAGACUCCAGCCCUUCAGACUCCAACAUCUCAGAGCCCUGUCUUGAUGAAGAGGCCCGAGAACAAGAGGGUUCGGACUCUCAUGUCCAUGAGGUGAAACUUUGGUAAUCUUAGCCUCAACUGUUGCGCGUGUACAUUUUUUCAUUUUAGAACUACUACAUGAUAUCAUCUUUAGAUGAUUGAUUGAUCACUGCAUGUUUUUUUCAUUGAUUUUCUAUGGAUGUAUGGCAAAUCACUGUAGAGCUACAAUUUCAUUUUGCUAACAGAUAAUAGAGUCAGCCGAUGUUUUCAGUUUGAUAAGCCGCGCAUAGUCUUCAAAAGUGGAAGCCAAAGCUAAAUACAGUAAGAAGGCAAAGCUAAAAAAAAGCGCAUAAUUCACCAUUUUCUAUCAGAGAUUACAAUGAUGAUAACAUUCACAAGUAAGGAGAGCUAAAUCUAUCAUCUUCCUCAAUAAAUUAAAUUCCAUUUAAGAAGACAACCAAAGAGAGAGCUGUAACAAUAAUUACCCAAUUCGUCUCUACCUCUCUCUCUCUCAUCUCCCAGAGAAAACAAUCAUUCCCCAGCUGAAACCUCUUUGUAAGGA
Messenger RNA from Phalaenopsis equestris, 960 nucleotides. RefSeq names its product protein POLYCHOME-like. The record is from RefSeq and is a predicted model, not a curated record. Gene Ontology annotation, cellular component: nucleus. The coding region runs from base 28 to 474 and encodes 148 amino acids. Gene Ontology annotation, biological process: negative regulation of ubiquitin protein ligase activity; regulation of nuclear division. NCBI's taxonomy places the organism in Eukaryota, Viridiplantae, Streptophyta, Magnoliopsida, Asparagales, Orchidaceae. The transcript is spliced from 2 exons.